Hymenoscyphus albidus is the source of this 3064-nucleotide messenger RNA. NCBI's taxonomy places the organism in Eukaryota, Fungi, Ascomycota, Leotiomycetes, Helotiales, Helotiaceae. The record is from the annotation of a GenBank genome assembly.
GGUUUUGGUUACGAGUCGGUUUUUCCCUCUGCACCCCCGUACUCGCAAAAUUUCGUGCGUCUGCAUUUGCUGCGCCUCGUUGGCCGCCCAACCUGGACUUUGAUUGCGACGCCUCUGCCUCCUCGGCCCCUCAAGCUCAAGCUCAAGCUCCAGCCACCACGGAUUUUGAGUCUCCAACGAGUCCAAGUCCAGACUACUGCACUGCAACUGCACUCCUGCACUCCAAACCACUACCACCCGCACACGCAACCCAUAGUUCGCUUCCAGUUGGAACGGCUUGAACUUGGUACAGGACUACAAUUCAGAAGCCCCUCACAGAAAUCGAAAUCCGCAUUCUCAUCCAUAUAUUUUGCAGUAAAAUUAAUCAUCCACCCAUUAUUGGCAUUUGGCCCGCCGACCACAUCCACGGCGUCUCGCUCUGCGAAAACCACAACCAAACACUCACCAGUGCACUGCACCUCCUCCCACGGCAACCGUUUCAAAAUCCCAUCUAGCCUACCACACCGAGUGAUUUCUGCGACCGACCACGGUCCAUCGUGGCUGUUGAAGAAACGAUCUGAUCUCUUUUCCUUCCCCUCCAACCUUCUUCCCUGUUCAUAGACCCUUUGCACCAGGUCCGCUCAAUAUACCAACACCACAUGCGCUCCUAAUUCACAACAAAACACCAUAAUUCCGACUUCCCUCUCUCCUCAUUGCUUCAACUGAUCCCAGAGAUCAUUACGGAUACUCGAUAAAUUUUUGUUUGGCAUGCUGUGCGCUGUUGAUCGGUCUCAGUAAAAGAAAUCACCCCCCUUCGACGUCGGCGGACGGUUGUCCCCCAAAAUCGCAAUUAUGGAGGACGUCGCAAACAACCUGGCAAAUGCUCAUCAGUUAUACGAACGAAUGGGUGGGGGAUCGAGUAAUGGCACAGCAGACAGGCCGCCCAUAUAUAAAGUCAUUGGAAUAUGCCUGGCCAUCGCAUCCGGUGUCUUCAUCGGCGUAUCAUUUGUGCUAAAGAAGGUUGGGUUAUUAAAGGCCAACGACAAAUAUGAAGAAGUGGCGGGUGAAGGUUAUGGAUAUUUGAAGAAUACCUUCUGGUGGACCGGCAUGAUCCUAAUGAUAAUUGGAGAGAUUUGCAACUUUGUGGCAUACGCUUUUACCGAUGCGAUUCUGGUUACUCCCAUGGGUGCUUUAUCCGUCGUUAUUACCGCCAUUCUAUCCGCCAUAUUCUUGAAGGAACGAUUGAGUAUGGUGGGCAAGGUUGGCUGUUUUCUAUGCAUUAUCGGAUCCGUGGUUAUUGUGCUUAAUGCGCCCGAGUCCUCCUCUGCUGCUACCAUUCAAGAAAUGCAGGCUUUUGUCAUUGCACCUGGCUUUUUGAGUUAUGCCGGUGUGAUUAUAAUUGCUUGUUCAUUCACUGCCUGGUGGGCAGGCCCAAGAUACGGAAAGAAGACCAUGAUGGUAUAUAUCUCGAUUUGCAGUCUUAUCGGAGGUCUCAGUGUUGUUGCAACUCAAGGAUUAGGAGCUGCUAUCAUCUCUCAAAUUGGUGGAGUGAAGCAGUAUGACCAGUGGUUUCUUUACGUUCUAUUCGUUUUCGUAAUUUGCACUCUGUUAGUUGAGAUCAUCUAUCUCAACGUAAGUAUCAAAAUCACUUCUCUCUCGGACAUCUCUAACUCCUGUUCAGAAAGCCCUCAAUCUUUUUAAUGCCGCUUUGGUCACACCUACCUAUUAUGUAUUUUUUACAAGUUCCACCAUCAUCACUUCGGCUAUUCUAUUCCGAGGCUUCAAGGGGACUCCAAAGUCCAUCAUUACAGUCGUGAUGGGCUUUUUUACCAUUUGCGCGGGGGUCGUUCUUCUCCAACUCUCGAAAUCUGCAAAGGAUGUUCCAGAUACAGCUGUAUUUGCAGGUGAUCUCGACCAAGUUCGAACUAUUGCAGAACAAGAGCAACCCGAAACCGAGCCAAAAGCAGAUGCCAUUAGAGGAACGGCUGCUAUCAUCAGAAGAUUUUCUCAAGCAAGAACCAAGAUGGAAGCAGAGGAGGCUAAAAGACUCCAUGAAGAAAAGAUGGCCCAUGAUCUUGAUCCUAUCGGUGAAGACGGUCAGCCUGUAUAUGAAUUCGAUGGCCUUCGAAGACGUAGAACAACAUUUGGAACCAAUGCUGGUAGCCUUCGGUCUCGCCAGAACUCCACCCCUUUCCCAGCAUACACUGAACACCCACUUCCACGAACACCUGUGCAAUCACAAACACCUAUCCAGCAUCCACCUCUAGGAAUGUCUCGAAUGCCUGAUCCAGAAGACGAAGACGAAGAAAGGCCAAUUACAAGAGGGUCUUCUGUAUUUGGGCGCUUGACAUCUGUCAUGUCCCCCAAUCGUCGCCGUUCUCAGUUUGGUAGCAAUGUCUCUAAUCGUCCUCAAAGUCCACUCCACCCAGUUCCUUUAACUGAGAUUACCGUUCCAUCUGCUUAUAAAGGAGACGACGCAGCACCAUCUUAUUAUCUAGACACCGAAUAUAAAGGCGCCAAUGAGCGCCAUAUCACAAUCGAUGAACCAGGUCGAACAGGAAGCCGAGGAAGCAGUUUACAUCCCAACUCCGCAGCUCCCACACCGCCACCUCAUUCCGCGCGCAGACAAUUCUCUUUCCAACAUAUGUUUCGAAGGGGACAAUCUGACGCCGGAGCAAACAACGGGGAUGAAUCCGCCCCACCAUCUCGCUCGCCCAUGAUCCGCAAAGGUCUGGGUCAACGAAGAACCAGCGUGAACGCCGGGACGAUGAAGGACGCCACUGAAGAAGAGAGACUAGGAUUAGUCAAGGGCGAUACGAGAACGGAGGCUCCACGACCUAGUUACGUGGGCGAGGAGACCUCCGAGGAAGAGGAAUGGCUCAGUAGCGCCCAAGAUGGAAAAGAGAGGAGGCGAGACCUCACCCCUCCUAGACGGGAACGCGAAGGAAGGGAACGGGAAAAGCAGGAGGAGGCGGGCAUCCGAGAGAGCUCGGAGGAUUACUAUCAGAAGCAGAAGGCGAAGUGGGAGGCGUCGGGUGGGGGUACGAAGGAGAGGAGUAGGACGCCGCCGGAUGAGAGGUUUGGU